Molecule: messenger RNA, 216 nt
Organism: Colletotrichum destructivum
Lineage: Eukaryota; Fungi; Ascomycota; Sordariomycetes; Glomerellales; Glomerellaceae
Exons: 1
Coding region: 1-216 (71 amino acids)
Source: RefSeq, a predicted model, not a curated record
AUGCCAAACCCCGCCGCAGCCACCAUCCGCAUCAGCAUCAGCACCAGCAGCCCGCCGGCAGCUACAGUUCGAGCAGACCGUUUCGCCACAAAGGCUAAGCAGACGGAAGGUCUGGAAGGUCUACCUGGACAAGGGGAAAAGGGUGUGGACGCAUGGGUGGCGGACGUGGAAAGAGCAUGGAUGAGGGGCGGAGAUGGGGCGUGGCAUGGCGGUUGA